CACCGUUGGCACGUUUAUCUACCCAAAGCGCUUCCUAGUGUAGCAAAGAAUAUGUGCAUGCUGCCAACCUCCCGUGCCCGACAGCGUUGCUCGGUACGCAAGAUGGACGCGGCGUUGCAUCGCUCGGAUUCGGCACGUACCGCAUUCUCAAUCCUCUCCAAACUCGAUAGAAUAUACGGUGCAAGAGGUAGCUCGCCAAACCUGGCGUUGAAGUCGGGCGCAUCUUUUAUCCAGCCGAGGUGACGGGCAGGAACGCUACAGCAGCAUGAGCAGCGCCCACCAGAAGCACCAGCGCUACAUCAUCCGGCGCUUCCCGCCCUUCGUGGAUGACGACAUGAUCCUACGCCACGAGCGUCUCCGCCUGCUCAUCGUCUUCAUCUGGGCGCUCCUCAUUUUCGCAGUGACGGUACUUGGGGCGCUCACGUGCGACUACUUUCUACAGGAGCCUCUCUUCUACUUUACGGUGCUUAUGGUGCUCUUUGUCGUGGCGCGGGCCAUUUACCGAUAUACGCACGAAUGGCCCGAAGGCCUCCGCAUGCGCUGGAGCUAUUGGCACGAGAUUGAACUGUCCAUGGCAACGUACCGCCUCAAGAUCUUGGGCUACUACCACCGCAAGAUCGACCGCCAUCUCGGCCGCUUUCCGCGCGAUGCGACCUCGGAAGCGCAAAUGCGGCGAUACUACCACCUUCGCGGCGUCGUGCUCUCGCUCCUCUUUGCGACGGCCUAUGGCAUCUUUGCCAUUCUCUUGGCCGUGUGCGAUGAAAAUGCGUACACGCAAGUGCUUCUUCUCUACGUGCUCGCUGUCGCGUCGGUGUGUGUGUUGUACCGACUGGCCAAGCUGCACUUGAUCGAGCUGCCGCAAGUGCUCGUGCUCUACCAGCGCCCCGAGUUUGCAGCUGAUAUGCUCUUUGCGGACGACGAGCGCAUUCCGUUUGCACAGCCCGUCGCCACGUACGAGACAACGUCGCGGGCAACACGAGUGUAAUAAUAUGUUGCUAAAUACAAAGGGUCGAGUUCUAUACGUUUACAUACACAGA
Saprolegnia diclina VS20 is the source of this 1037-nucleotide messenger RNA. RefSeq lists its product as hypothetical. The transcript has 5 exons. The record is from RefSeq and is a predicted model, not a curated record. The coding region runs from base 266 to 985 and encodes 239 amino acids. Lineage: Eukaryota; Oomycota; Saprolegniomycetes; Saprolegniales; Saprolegniaceae.